ACUCGUCAGUCGACAAAAAGAUACGUUCCAGUUUGGAAGCUUUCCUCCCUCUGGGUAUCUUUCUCUUAUAAAAUAUAUCUCUAACUUGCUGGACUGUGUUGCUCACAGUAUCGUUCAGAAGUUCCUAUUUUUGCGGUUCGUGAACAAUAUUCAACCAUCAGAAUUUCUAUUCGUCCUUUUCGUCGGCUAUACGUUCCUGUCUUUUGCAAUAAAACGAAUUUAAAUUUAAUUAAACUUGUUGAUUGCUGGGGAAACUAUCCAAAACAGAUAUUGACGAAAAAUUAAAUCACGGUAGUGUUAGCGAAAAUGUGCGGUCUAGGAGUGAAUCUUAAUUUGCUGUUUGGCUUCAUACUAAUUGCACUAAUUAUUGGCCUAGCUAAAUCUGAAAUGUAUUCUGAUCAACCUGCAAAUAACAACGCAUAUAUUGGAAACUACCUGGAUGAUUUGGACUUUAAUGCUGUACCGGCUGAUAAACGAUCGCCUUUGAUUUCUGUUUUUAGGCGAGCAUGUAUUCGUCGCGGAGGAAAUUGUGAUCAUCGUCCAAAUGAUUGCUGCUACAAUAGUUCAUGUAGAUGCAAUUUAUGGGGCUCGAAUUGUCGUUGUCAACGUAUGGGACUAUUUCAAAAAUGGGGUUAAACAUCUCAAUUUUCAUCAUCGUCAUCAACGGCGCAAAAUCUCAACUUUAGAAAGAUAAAAUUUCCACAAUGUUCUACUUGUUUAUGAAAUUUUUAUUAUUCAAUUGCCUCUGUAUUCUCUUCCGCUUGAGUUUUUUUGUUCCCAAAAUUUCGUCCUAAUGGAAUAGUUCUUCCUUUAAUAUUUAUUUAAUUAAUUAAUUUUAAUUUUAUUUAUUUCAUGAUGAGUUAGUUUUCAUUGUUAUCUUUAUUGGAAUUAUACUUUUUAUGGACUUAUGACAGUAGAAUUAUUUGAAAUUAUUGCUGAGAAGGCACUUUAGACAAUUUGGAUCCAGCCAGCCAAAUAAUUAUUUCCAAAUCGUCAUAAACUUUGCCUUCUCCAGCACUAAUUCGAGUAUGUAUUUUAUAAGCUACAGGUAUAUAUACGUGCAUAUAUGCAUAUACAUAUAAUAUGGUUUCAAAAUUUCAUGUAGAUAAAUAAUCUCAAAGGACUGUUUUAAUAACGACGACCUUGGCUAAAACGAAUUGAUGAAUUCUUACUAUAAGUGUUUGUAAGUCUUAACCCAUCGGACACUUGUAUUAAAUGGAUAAUAAGCAUUUAUUGGAAAUAUCAUACCGUAAAUAUAUAAGAGGGGAAAAGAUUUGAACAUUUUUUGUCUAUAUACAUUCAUACUACUACUAUAUAUGCAUUAAUGGUAACUACUCUCUUGGUAACAUCAAAAAAUGGAAUGAAAAAUCAGCCCCAAAUAUAUUCAGUGAAAAAUCUUAAAUAUUUAAUGCAGGUUAUUAAUGGGUUUGUGACAAUUUAAAAACUUUCAAUGUAAGUAUGCAUAUAUGGAUCAAGUUUCUCUGGGCAACAAAAUAUGCCAAAUUCAUGCCUAUAUAUAUAUAUAGAAUAUUUUUUGAAUUAUCCCGUAAAUACGCUUUGUUUUCCUUUCCUUUUUUAAUUUAGUAUCUUCUCUCCCUUCCUAUUAAAUGUUGUAUUGAAAUAUCUAUUAUUAACGCGUGGAAGCAGAUAAAAUAAUAUCUCAUUACAUAAUCCUACUAGUCACUUGCUAUAUCUAAUCAUAGCAGGCUUGAGAUAGUUAUGUAUGUAGAUAUGUAUCACUUGUCAUACUUAAUCAUAGCAGGCUUUAAAUGGUUAUAUAUAUACAUAAACGAAGUGAUGAAAAUUAUCCCCGUAUUAAUGUAAGCUAUUUGGGAAUUGUCAACAGAAUAAAUUAGUGCAACGACAGAAUGUGUUUACUAAGUGUAUUACAACUACUAUUACAAUAAUACACUGAAUACUAAUGGGCAUUUUGAGAAUGAAAGGGGUGCUAAGUCCGCAUCAACUUAAUGCAGGACCGGACCAAAUGGGGAGCAACUUACUCCCUCUUUCCUGGUUCACGGACCCGUCGCUUAGGGCUUGCACCCAAACUUUUAAAAAUGGAAUUAUAAUGAACUUGGGAAAGGGGCAUUUAAAGGUAAAGAGAAAUUCAAAAAUGAGAAGAGAGGAGAGUUUACCAAUCCGAACAGGAUAUCAUAUCUUUAUUCUGGGCAAUCUUGAAUAGUUUUAUUUUCGAAUUUUGAAUAUUUGAAAAAUGGCCUAAUUUUAUCUGUUUCUUAGAAAUUGCAAAGCUCUUAAAGCAAUUAACUUUAUUUUAUUAUUCUUUAUCUUCUAAUAUUAGGAAAUGAAUUAUCAUAGAAAUGAGGGUAACGAAAUAUUAAACAAAAAGGGAAGGGAAGCAAAAUCUGUAUCCUAUUUUUUGAUAAAAUUGAAUGGAGUCACAAGGGGAAAAUAAUAAUCCAACAAAAAUAUUAUUAGAAACAAAAAACAUUAUUAAGAGAAAUAUAUAUAUAUAUUGGUGUAAUUUUGAUGAAAUAAAUGCAAUCAAGAUGUAUAAAUCGAAAUUAUAUAUAUUAUAUAUGGCAAAUCAGAAGAAAAAUAAAUAAACGAUGUUCGAACAUUCUGA
Hermetia illucens (black soldier fly) is the source of this 2584-nucleotide messenger RNA. RefSeq names its product U8-agatoxin-Ao1a-like. Lineage: Eukaryota; Metazoa; Arthropoda; Insecta; Diptera; Stratiomyidae. Gene Ontology annotation, molecular function: ion channel inhibitor activity. The record is from RefSeq and is a predicted model, not a curated record. Gene Ontology annotation, cellular component: extracellular region. The transcript is spliced from 4 exons. Bases 307 to 636 code for a protein of 109 amino acids.